Molecule: messenger RNA, 624 nt
Organism: Angiostrongylus costaricensis
Lineage: Eukaryota; Metazoa; Nematoda; Chromadorea; Rhabditida; Metastrongylidae
Source: the annotation of a GenBank genome assembly
AUGGAAGUAACAAGGUCAGAAACAAAACCCGUAUGGAUUUAUGUGAUCUUCCGGAAAAACCAUUGUUCAGGUCACGAGAAAAUGACUGUGAAUAUAAGCCGCGACGGACCAGUCUUCUGGAAUCGCCAAGUCGCAUAUAUCUACUGCUGUUCUUGCCAUUUCGAAGAACAUGAGGGACCACUGAUGGCCAUACUGAACAAGUUUGAACAGAGGGUAGAGCGAAUGUGCAUAGUCGAUCGCCCAGUCGACUAUCCGUUUUUGCCCGAUUCAAUUUUCUCCUAUAUGGCUAAAUGUAUGCCGAAACUCCAGUUCAUCUACCUUCGUGAAUUAGACCUUGAAAAGAUUAACCGCGCCACAGUCGUAGAUUUGGCUAAUCACACCACACUCAAAAAGGUAAUCGUGCAUGGAUGUAGAAACUAUGAAGUGCUCGAAGACUUCCGAAAUCUUCCCCAGCUACUUGUUGUUCGAGGCGAAAUCGUCGGCUUAAAGGCAAUGAUUGGCGAUUUUGAUGAACAGCAAAAUAGCUCAUCUUCGCAGUCACUACCACAGUCAGCAGCUCAAUCUGUCUCGGAUAGUAGCGAGCAACCAGAAACGAUCAGUGUAGAGGUCGCGACAGGACCCUAA